Manis javanica (Malayan pangolin) is the source of this 6236-nucleotide messenger RNA. It is a transcript of the gene ADAMTS18, whose product is annotated as ADAM metallopeptidase with thrombospondin type 1 motif 18. Gene Ontology annotation, cellular component: extracellular matrix. Lineage: Eukaryota; Metazoa; Chordata; Mammalia; Pholidota; Manidae. The record is from RefSeq and is a predicted model, not a curated record. Gene Ontology annotation, biological process: proteolysis; extracellular matrix organization. Gene Ontology annotation, molecular function: metalloendopeptidase activity.
CAGAGCCCCCGGCCCCGUGCGCUCCGAGGCGCGCAGCCCCGGCCCGGGGAGCCCCCGCGCCCCGCGGGGAGCCGCAGGCGGCAGCUCGCAGGCCGGCGCCCCGCAGAAGGAAGGGCGCGCGGGCGGCCGGAGGCGGGGAGGCCGGCGCGCCCGGCCCGCGAUGUGAGCGGCGGCGGCUCCCACCUGGCGCCGCACCUGGAGCGCCGCGCUCCGGGGCGGCGGGGAGAAUGCGCGCCGCCCGCAGCCGCCGCGCCCGCCCCUGACCAUGGAGUGCGCCCUCCUGCUCGCCUGCGCCCUCCCCGCCGCCCGCCCGGGCCCGCCGUGGGGUCCGGCGGGGCUGGGGCGCGUGGCCAAGGCGCUCCAGCUGUGCUGCCUCUGCUGCGCGUCGGUCGCCGCAGCCUUAGCCAGUGACAGCAGCGGCGGCCGCGGAUUAAACGUUGAUUAUGUCUUUGUCACGCCGGUAGAAGUGGACUCCAGUGGGUCAUAUAUUUCACACGACAUUUUGCACAACGGCAGGAAAAAGCGAUCGGCGCAGAGUGCCAGGAGCUCCCUGCAUUACCAGUUUUCAGCAUUUGGACAGGAACUACAUUUAGAACUUAAGCCCUCGGCAAUUUUGAGCAGUCACUUUAUUGUCCAGGUACUUGGAAAAGAUGGUGCUUCAGAGACUCGGGAGCCCCCCGUGCAGCGAUGUUUCUAUCAGGGAUUUAUCAGAAAUGACAGCUCCUCCUCUGUCGCCGUGUCUACGUGUGCUGGCUUGUCAGGUCUCAUAAGGACUCAGAAAAAUGAAUUCCUCAUCUCGCCGUUACCUCAGCGCCUGGCCCAGGAGCACAACUACAGCUCACCUGCCGGCCACCAUCCUCACGUACUCUACAAAAGGACAGCUGAGGAGAUGGUCCAGCAUUGCCACGGCUACCCGGGCUCCAGCGGGCGUUGUCCCGGCCACCACCCGAGUCACGUUCCCCACACACCUUGGAGUCAAGAAAGAGAGCAUUUCCGUGGAAGGUUGCAAAAGCAGCAUUUUUGUGGACGACGCAAGAAAUAUGCCCCUAAGCCUCCCACAGAGGACACCUAUCUCAGGUUCGAUGAAUACGGGAGUGCGGGGCGGCCCAGAAGGUCAGCUGGGAAGUCACAAAAGGGCCUAAACGUGGAAACCCUUGUGGUAGCGGACAAGAAGAUGGUGGAAAAGCACGGCAAGGCCAACGUCACCACGUACAUUCUGACAGUCAUGAACAUGGUUUCCAGCCUGUUUAAAGAUGGGACCAUUGGAAGUGAUAUAAACAUUGUGUUGGUGAGCCUCAUUCUUCUAGAACAAGAACCUGGAGGAUUAUUGAUCAACCACCACGCAGACCAGUCUCUGAACAGUUUUUGUCAGUGGCAAUCUGCCCUCAUUGGCAAGAAUGGCAAGAGGCAUGACCAUGCCAUCUUACUCACGGGAUUCGAUAUUUGUUCCUGGAAGAAUGAACCGUGUGACACUCUAGGGUUUGCCCCCAUCAGUGGGAUGUGCAGUAAAUACCGCAGCUGUACCAUCAAUGAGGACACAGGACUUGGCCUGGCCUUCACCAUCGCUCAUGAGUCAGGGCACAACUUUGGCAUGAUUCAUGAUGGAGAAGGCAAUCCCUGCAGGAAGGCUGAAGGCAAUAUCAUGUCUCCCACUCUGACGGGAAACAAUGGGGUGUUCUCGUGGUCUUCAUGCAGCCGGCAGUACCUCAAGAAAUUCCUUAGCACACCUCAGGCUGGGUGUCUGGUGGAUGAGCCCAAGCAAACAGGACAGUAUAAAUAUCCGGACAAACUGCCGGGACAGAUUUAUGAUGCUGACACACAGUGCAAGUGGCAAUUUGGAGCAAAAGCCAAGUUAUGCAGCCUUGGGUUUGUGAAGGACAUCUGCAAAUCACUCUGGUGCCACCGAGUGGGCCACAGGUGUGAGACCAAGUUUAUGCCAGCGGCGGAAGGGACCUUGUGUGGCUUGAGUAUGUGGUGUCGGCAAGGCCAGUGUGUAAAGUUUGGGGAGCGCGGGCCCCGGCCUGUCCAUGGCCAGUGGUCCGCCUGGUCCAAGUGGUCCGAGUGUUCCCGAACUUGUGGCGGAGGAGUCAAGUACCAGGAGAGACACUGCAACGACCCCAAACCUCAGUAUGGCGGCAAGUUCUGUCCGGGUUCUAGCCGUAUAUAUCAGCUGUGCAAUAUUAACCCUUGUAAUGAAAACAGCUUGGAUUUUCGAGCCCAGCAGUGUGCAGAAUACAACAGCAAACCUUUCCGUGGAUGGUUCUACCAGUGGAAACCCUAUACGAAAGUGGAAGAGGAAGAUCGAUGUAAACUGUACUGCAAGGCUGAGAACUUUGAGUUUUUUUUCGCAAUGUCUGGCAAGGUGAAAGACGGAACUCUUUGCUCCCCAAACAAGAAUGAUGUUUGUAUUGAUGGGAUUUGUGAACCAGUGGGAUGUGAUCAUGAACUUGGCUCUAAGGCAGUUUCAGAUGCAUGUGGUGUUUGCAAAGGUGACAACUCGACUUGCAAGUUUUAUAAAGGCCUGUAUCUCAACCAGCAUAAAGCAAAUGAAUAUUACCCGGUGGUCAUUGUCCCGGCGGGGGCCCGAAGCAUUGAAGUCCGAGAACUGCAGAUCUCCUCCAGUUACCUUGCCAUCCGGAGCCUCAGUCACAAGUACUACCUCACGGGGGGCUGGAGCAUCGACUGGCCCGGGGAGUUCACCUUCGCCGGGACAGUGUUUGAAUACCAGCGGGCGUUUAACCGCCCAGAGCGUCUGUCUGCACCAGGGCCCACAAAUGAGACAUUGGUCUUUGAGAUUCUGAUGCAAGGCAAAAAUCCAGGGAUUGCUUGGAAGUAUGUACUUCCCAAGGUCAUGAAUGGAACUCAGCCAGCCUCAAAGAGACACGUCCACGUCUGGAGCACCGUGCAGUCAGAUUGCUCCGUCUCCUGUGGUGGGGGUUACGUAAGUGUCAAGGCCAUUUGCUUACGAGAUCAAAAUACCCAAGUCAAUUCCUCGUUCUGCAGUGCAAGAACCAAGCCAGCCACGGAACCCCAAAUAUGCAGUGCUUUCUCCUGCCCUGCCUAUUGGAAGCCAGGGGAAUGGAGUGCGUGCAGCAGGUCAUGUGCGGGGGGCCAGCAGAGCCGGAAGAUCCAGUGUGUGCAGAAGAAGCCCUUCCAAAAGGAGGAGGCGGUGCUGCAUUCUCUCUGCCCCGUGAGCACACCCACUCAGGUUCAAGUCUGCAACACCCACACCUGCCCUCCAGGCUGGAGCCUUGGGCCCUGGUCCCAGUGUUCCAAGACCUGUGGGCGAGGGGUGAGGAAACGGGAAGUCCUGUGCAAAAGUCGUGCCGCGGCUGAGGCUCUCCCUGAGAAGCUGUGCUCCAGCACCCCGAGGCCAGAGUCACAGGAGGGCUGCGUCCUAGGACGAUGCCCCAAAAACAACCGACUGCAGUGGGCCGUGUCUUCGUGGAGUGAGUGUUCAGCGACCUGUGGUUUGGGCACGAGGAAGAGGGACGUGAAAUGCAGUGAGAAGGCCUCCCAGGGAAAGCUGGUAACCUUCCUGGAGCGGAGAUGCCGCAAUAUUAAGAAACCAAACCUGGACAUGGAAGAAACCUGCAACCGAGGGCCUUGUCCUGCCCGUCCAGUGCACCAUACAAAUACGGCGACUGGAUGGUACCCGUCGCCUUGGCAACAGUGCACCGUGACCUGUGGAGGAGGGGUCCAGACCCGAACAGUCCACUGUCUUCAGCAAGGCCGGCCUUCCUCCAGUUGUCUGCUCCGUCAGAAACCUCCGGUGCUACGAGCCUGUAAUACCAACUUCUGUCCAGCUCCUGAGAAGAGAGAGGAUCCAUCCUGUAUAGAUUUCUUCACCUGGUGUCACCUGGUUCCUCACCACGGAGUCUGCAACCACAAAUUCUACGGUAAGCAGUGCUGCAGGUCAUGCACAAGGAAGAACUGAUCCUAAGGCCUCGUCCAACACCUCGGGCCCAGGGUCUCACCGCUCAGCCUCUGGAGAGACCAGCGGCCUUUCAGACCAAACGCUGACCUCUGCAAGCCCCUGGGAGGAGGCGCCUCGGAAGCAUAUGGUCCUCGGAAGCACUUGAACAUGGGAAGUGAUGACACGUCUGACUUCUAAAACACAAAAACCCGAAAGACAACUUGGCUUUGCACUGUUUCACAAAAGAAGUGAUGAGUCCCCCUGAGCUAUGUCAAAUCUCGAUUUUGACCAAGUGAGAAUCUUCUCAACUCUGCGACAGAGUCCCCUGUGAACUUCAAAAGGUCCUAUGGCAGACAUCUGUUUUGAAAAGGUCCUUUAAGACUUCAGGUCAAAGACUGAGACUUGGGACAGUCAGAUGCAGCUGGAACCCCUUGCCCAACUGUUAUUUGGUGCUCACAGUUUGACUGCAACUAUGGACAUCCCCAACCAGGAGUCAUAUGGUGCUUAUGAUUGUGCUUGCUGCUGGACUGGCAAGCUUCAUGUUAUGUUUAUUUAGGGUGUGCGUGUUGUUUUUAUUUUUUUGUUUAUAGUCUGCUUAUAGAGAGUCUCCAAGACUAAAAUUCACAACUUGAAAAGUAUUCCAAGGAAUAUUCCAAAAAUAGGGCAAUGCAGACGGUUUAAAGUCUCCGUUUAACUGACAUUCAUACUCUGAAAAACACAAACUCAUAAAGGCCAAUAUCUGACACCCUGCACAUUACAGAGCCACCUCAUACUUUCUGGUGCUAACUGAACAAGCACACAGGAGCCUUGCGGCUGCUCUGGGGGAAUCGGAAUUGGUGUGACAUGUUCGUUUCCAGUAAAAAUCUAGGAGCUAAAUAGCAAAAGAACAAUGUUUUUUGAAGGCGAGGAGACCAUCAUCUAUAAUGCUCCCUACUUAUUAUCUGAGCUGCUUGGAAAAUUAAAGGCCACUUGUGGUUUUUUCCUACCAACUGACAUGUUUGACUUUGUGCUAGGAUUUAGUUAACAAGAGAAAAGUCACAGCAGCAAUAGAAAAAUCCAUCUGUCUUCUUGCUAUGUUAAUAUUAAUAAAUCAUCAUAUGCCAAGACCCUUCAGUGAACAAGUAUUUUAUAGUCUUCAGAAGCCAGCUGUGGGUAGGCAUUAAUGAGCUUGAAAUUGUUCAAAUUGGAAAAACACCACACUGUUUUGCCAAAACCAAAGGCACUUCCGUGACUGUGUCCCUCCAUAAUUUUUUUGAGAUGUGGUUAACAGGGCAUCUUUAUAUAAUUCUAUUCAAUUCUUCAAUUUCUUUGAUGAAUGGAACCUAAUUUUAUUGCUUUAAAAAGUCUCAAUUCGAACAGGGAUUUGCCAGCUCAGCACAACCACCCAGACAGUGGUUUGUUAAAUUUAGGGCAUCUUUGUUCCCAUUCUAAUUGAAAUCACGAAUUCUCAAAUCUCAGAGAAUAGUCCCUCAAUUAGCGUGGCAUGGCCUAGAGUGGUGGUCAUUUUGGCAUCAGAAAAGACUCAUUGCACAUCACCACUUCCUUGCCCUCUGAAAACCUGCAAGCUAUUUGUUACUUUAAUUAUCAUUUAUUUUAUGGAAAAAUUAAUUUAUUAAUAGCCUAUUAUGUGUUCUCACUUGCUUCUCCAAGUAAGUGAAAUUAAUUGAGGAGAAAUGUUGAAUAAAACCAUGGGUUACAGAGAAAAGUCAAAAUAUAUGUGUAAUAUUUAAUUAUUUUAUAAGUUUUAUAAUAAAGUGUUCUGUUUAUCUUGGAAACUUGUUAAGUUCUUAAAUAAGUGAGAAGUCAGUUAUUUCCCAGGUGAUUUAACUAUACAAAGGUUAAGACUCUUAAUUUCUCUAUGAAAAGUUGGGAGAAGGUAAAAUAUUCAUCAAUUAAUUUUUCUUAUUUCAUUUUCUUACUAUGUAUGAGAAAAUCAGAAACCAUCAAAUGCUGGUAUGAAAUAGAUGACAUAUUUACCAUCUUAUGGAAAUAGUUAUUUUUUUCAUUCAUUUAUGGAAAUCAUCUAAGAUAAACUACCCAUGAUUGUAGUUGUUUUUCUUUUUCUCUUUUCCAUUUAAAGGCUUUCUGGUAAAAAGGAAGGAGGGGAAGGAGGAAAAAUCUAAUGAAUUAAAAAGCAAUUGUUCUCAGGUUUUCCAAAUUUUCAAUCAUCAGACCAGUGGAAAACAAACUAUCUGGGCAAAGUAAAUCCAAUGGACCUGAAUAUUCAGUAUUUCUCCCUGAAUAUGUGAUUAUAUGUAUACAUUUUUAUGUAUAAGUUAUGCAUGCAUAUCUUUAAAAUAUGUUAUUAUAGGAUUUUAUA